Molecule: messenger RNA, 1260 nt
Organism: Hordeum vulgare subsp. vulgare (domesticated barley)
Lineage: Eukaryota; Viridiplantae; Streptophyta; Magnoliopsida; Poales; Poaceae
Product: CASP-like protein 1B2
Exons: 3
Coding region: 206-796 (196 amino acids)
Source: RefSeq, a predicted model, not a curated record
GCUUAUACUCAUCAAGUAGAACACAAGUAGCCCAUAAUUUACGGUUUUCAUUUUUUUCAGGUUUGGCAAGUAACCCAAACUUGCAGGAUCCGAUCACCUCCAAUUUGGGAUCACCAUCACCAGCAAGCAUAUAAUCUCCCACCAAAAAGCCCCAAAUUCCAAUCACCCCAAAACCUCCUGAGGUUCUUGUUCAGAGUGUCACCCAAUGGACAUCGAGCAUGGCAAGAAGCCCCCUGCCAUCGCCGCUGCGGAGCUGUGCACGCUCAAGGACAAGCUCGUCGGCCUAUGGCCGGUCCUGCUGCGGGCGGCGGCGGUCCUGGCGACGGCGGUGGCCGCGGUGGUCAUGGGGCUCAACAGGCAGUCCUACACCGCGGUGGUGGCCAUUGUGGGCACCAGGCCGCUCACUCAGACCUUCACUGCCAAGUUCAACCACACGCCUGCAUUUGUGUACUUUGUCAUAGCCAAUGGUGUUGCCAGUCUGUAUAACCUGGUGGUGCUGCUCACCAGAAGGUGCCUUGUGCAGGGGAGGGCCCAGCAUUUGGUAGUGCAUAGGAUGGACAUGGUAAUCAUGGUUCUAUUGGCCACUGGUGCCGCGACAGCGGCUUCGAUGGCCGAGUUAGGCAAGAACGGUAACUUGCACACGCGUUGGAACCCGAUAUGCAACAAAUUUGGCUCCUUCUGCAACCGUGGAGGCGUAUCCCUCGUGUCCUCGUUUAUCGGUGUUGCGCUCAUGCUAGCCCUGAACUUGCUCUCAUCUGCAACCACCUCUCCCCGUGCCGUCGUCGCAGGCCAAUGAGCACUAGUACCUCAGCUCUGACAGCUCAUACCCAAGAGUACACUGCCUAUGUCACUGGGAUGUGAAGUGAUGUGAGACAAUAUGGUUGCAUGUGGGAGCUAGAUCUCAUGAGGAAGUGUGAUCAAAGUUGCAAGUGUGCUAAAUUUGGUGUACAACUGUAUAUCACCUUGCCUGGUCUGAAAUGUGCAGGCACAUAAGCCCUGGUUGGUUAUGGGGCUUUAAGUAGAUCAGAUCUUACAUCAGAUCAAGUUGUUGCACCAUUCAAUUCUACUACUUUGUGGUUGUAAACCAGUACUUACGACUGUCCCGGCAUUUGGCUGCAUUUGCUCAAUUGGAUGAGAUACACUCACCGUUCUAGACGUAUGUCUGGUGAGGUUUGGUCUUCCAGAACAGUUUGUACCUGUUGUACUGCAUGGAGCUCUUGUUUUAUUACCUGAAUAGUGAUGUUGUUUGGAGUUGCUUGA